AUGUGUCGAAUCGAAGAGAAGAUAUACGUCAGGACAGAUGGUCACCAAUCCAUGUUCCAAGACAUCACUCAAUGCGAUGAGGGACGCCGUCGUGGCAAGGAGUGUUCGGAUUCAACGAUCCGAAGGACCAAGUACCACGAUCCUACCCCGUCUCCCGCUCCGAGCAACCCUCGUAUUCCAAGCGGGUCAUAUCAAACCCGAACACGUCAACCUUCAACAUCAAGCCGGCCAUCAACUAGAGAUGGACCGGUCACACUCAAACCCGAGAUCAUCAUCGAGAUUGGCUCCAAAAAGGGCAAGGGCAAGGGUUACCCAACUGUAUCCAUCUCCACCAAGGACAACCAUCGCUCGUCAACGAGUUCCACAUCUGCAAUCGACUCGCCUGGUUCCGAUGCGUCUCACAAAUUACGGACCGGUUAUGCCGACACUCCUCUUCCACUGAACUCAAACUAUGCUCAUAGUAGUGGACUGCAAGCUAGAUCAGACCAUUAUCGAAACCCAUCGUCAGACGAAUCCUUCACAGGCUCCCUUCGGUUUCCUUCUCACUACAGGACUUCUGACGAGUAUGACACGCCCAGUCUGGCGACAGCAACAACAGCAACAUCAAGUGGCACACGGCCUGUGAUACAUAACGGUGCACGUCAUGUGCCAUCUCCGAUUAAUACUACAUGUGGCCAGUCCGGUAGCCCUUCUAGUCCUUAUCGUACCACGGUUGUUACACCUCAAGGGGUUUAUCAAGAGACAACUGAGCGUACCGAGCGCAGCCACCACGCUGCUUCCUCCUACGCCCCAGAAAUUACUGGGCGUGAUGAAGACAGGCAACGGCGUCGGGAAGAGCAACGCCGUCGCCAAGAGGCAAAAGAUCGUGAGAUUGCAGCAAAACUCAUACAGGAGGAAAACAAACGUUUCCACUUUGAACCCUCCCGUGCGCAAGACCGUGCCGAGCAACGAGCAGACAAGACGUUUGCCGGGCGUGCAGACGGACGUGAAAGACUCCGACAAGAGAGACAAGAGCGCGACGCUCAGGCAGCAAGGGAAGCUGCAAGGAGAGGAAAGCCUUCAUCAAAACCGUCCAAGCCGUCAGCACCUUCGCGCAGGAACUCUGUUCGCACGACUCCCGCUGAAGCUGCGAUGCUGCAGCAGCUCCUUGAUGCUGAAGCGCUUCAAAUGCGAAACGAGCGGGCAAAGACAGAUGCUAUUGAGAAGGAAGAGCAAAGGCAGCAGCAGCUUAUCUCCCAACAGCAACAGCAACAGCAACAGUCCGAUCUCCAACAAAGGCAGCAAGACCCAGAGUACUACAAUCCUCGAGGUCCCAGAACCACCAUACCAGGUAGCCAAGGAUCGCUGCCCCGUCGGAACAGUCUCUCUGGUCAAGCGCGGCCAGACUUUGGCAGAUCAGGAAGCACACGUGGUGCCGCUGUCAACCCACCUCGUCAGGAUCGCCGCCCGCCUGUAUCGUUCCCCGAGACUUUCAACGCUCGCGUUGAUCUAAAUCAAUCCUGCGAACGCCGCCCGUCGUUGUCUCAACAGGACCGGCCGUUCAACCCAUUCACACAACCCGCGCCUCCGCAGCCUGCUGAUCCUUGGGAAAGCCGCAACAUGCGCGAUGCGCUGCCUGAUGCGCGCGGGCCUCAAAUUGGGCACAACUUCCCCCAGCAGGCUUCCCACCGCAUGAACCAAGCCUUUUACGAUGGCGAACACGAGCACGAAUCAGAACGUAGCUAUCAGAGCAGAAGAAGAUAG
This is a messenger RNA of Ascochyta rabiei, 1743 nucleotides long. RefSeq lists its product as uncharacterized. Lineage: Eukaryota; Fungi; Ascomycota; Dothideomycetes; Pleosporales; Didymellaceae. The transcript has a single exon. The coding region runs from base 1 to 1743 and encodes 580 amino acids. The record is from RefSeq and is a predicted model, not a curated record.